UCAUCCUCACAUGUUAUGUGGAGAGUAGUGAUGUCGGAAGAAGUUGGGAGGAAAGUGCAGGCGGUGGUGGACAGGGUAAAUCAGGCGGUUGCCCGACGCCCGAAGACUUUACCAUGUGUCGCACCUCGCUUAGUAGCUGUGAGUAAAACCAAGCCACCAGACAUGGUAGUCGAGGCAUACAAACACGGGCAACGCAACUUUGGGGAAAACUACGUAAAUGAACUUGUGGAGAAAGCCUCUCACCCUCUGAUUUUGACAUCAUGUCCCGAAAUUAAAUGGCAUUUCAUUGGACAUCUACAGAAGAACAAUGUUAAUAAGCUCAUAGGUGUUCCAAACCUCUACAUGGUGGAGACAAUUGAAUCAGUGAAACUGGCUGACAAAGUUAACAGCUCCUGGCAGAAGUUAAGAUCAUCCAAUGCUCAAAGACUAAAGAUUAUGAUUCAGAUUAACACAAGUGGAGAGGAAAGUAAACAUGGCCUGAAUCCUGAUGAGACAGUCAGUACAGUCAAGCACAUUAUAUCUAACUGCCCUGCCUUGGCCUUUGCUGGACUUAUGACUGUUGGCCGAUAUGGUUAUGACCUUACUGAAGGCCCUAAUCCAGACUUCCAGAUGCUGCUAAAAUGUCGUGAAGAGGUUUGUGAGAAUCUGACUCUUUCAGUGGAACAGAUUGAGCUCAGCAUGGGCAUGUCCACAGACUUUGAACAUGCAAUUGAGGUUGGCUCCACUAAUGUCCGUGUUGGAAGCACUAUUUUUGGAACUCGGGAAUAUCCAGUCACUCCGAAUCCCAGCCCUGAAAAGAAGCCAAAAGUUGCAUCUGAGGAAGCAGUGAAAAAGAUGGAAUGUCUUACAGUGAAAGAGCAUUAAAUGACUGUACACAUCAUAUCCACAGGGUUUAAAAAGGCAUUUGAGCAGUUGAAAACAUUGUUUAAAUGGUUCUCAUAAACUGUAAAGAUGAACGAAGGUAAGAAUAAUUUGAAAUACACAGUAUACAAAUGUAACCAUUUCCCCCUCACAUAUAUGUCUUAACUAAAUUCUUGCUAGUUUUUUUCUGCAUCCAUUUCAUUAAAUCAAUACAUUUUUGGUGACUUGAUAUAUAAUUAUACUUAAAAUUUUGUCAGAUUGUAACUUUUCAGUUGCUUAGUUGUUAGCACAUUAUGCUUAUGUUUGUGGAUUGCAGUACUAACUCAGUGUUUUCUGUUAGUAGUCCACUCUCUUUUUAAGACAUAAGACAUAAAAAGAAAGGUGUUGCACACAGUAUUGUCUUUAAUAUGUGUAACUAUGUUGCUGUGAAAGUUGUGUAAAUCGACCUGAAAUUGACUAUAUUAAAAAUCUGUAAUUUUAUCUUCAGUACCUAAAGCAAGUAAAGUACUAACUCUUUUCAUUUUAAAAAUGUCAGUGCUAAAUCAUUUUUUAAUCAAA
This is a messenger RNA of Trichomycterus rosablanca, 1419 nucleotides long. It is a transcript of the gene plpbp, whose product is annotated as pyridoxal phosphate binding protein. The transcript is spliced from 8 exons. Gene Ontology annotation, cellular component: intracellular anatomical structure. Lineage: Eukaryota; Metazoa; Chordata; Actinopteri; Siluriformes; Trichomycteridae. The coding region runs from base 16 to 864 and encodes 282 amino acids. Gene Ontology annotation, molecular function: pyridoxal phosphate binding. The record is from RefSeq and is a predicted model, not a curated record.